AUGUAUACCGUGACGGUCUCCGUCGCGGGUUUAUGUCUUGAAGGGAUCCGUUAUGUUCAUCGAAUUCUGAAAGGCAAUGAGGUAAAACGGUGUAAGAAUGAGUUACUGAUUGGAUACAUGGCAGUGAUCCUAUGGGCGAUGAGAUCCAGAUAUUUACUGUUUUAUUCGGGAUACGAUAAAAAGGUCGAGAUUUCAGCCACUUACAGGUCACUCGUGGAGCAAGAGCAAGAACCUGAAAUCCAAGAUGAUGGUCAAAAUGAAGAGGAUCACAGUUUAGAAGCACCACACGAACUUCUUCGAAAUAUGGAGCAGCUCAUGAAGACCCCAAGCGGAUAUGAAUGCAAAAUCUGUCUUGUUGAGUAUAGUACCACCAGGAUUCCGAGAAUGCUCAGUGCGUGCGGACACACGGUUUGUGAGAAGUGCGCUGGUCAAUUGUUGGAACAUAGUGUUAGUAGAGCAGUGUCAUUCUCCAUGUCCAUGUGGAUUAUCCAAUGCCCAUUCUGUCGUGAGGUUUAUGCAUUCUUUGGAGAAAUCCUUCUCUGCGGUCUAGUUUUCGAAAUUGAUAAGGCUAAACUGCAUAAAAUUGAGUUGCUGAUUGGGAAUGGAGUAGCUAUACUGUGUCCAAUUGUGCCCACCUUUUUGAUGCGCUCAUUGAAAAUUGAUGAGAAGGAAAUGUACCUCACGCAAUUCAUCCUGCUCGGCUCUGCUCUUGUCUUCUUUUACCUUCCAUAUCUCCGCUCAUCCCACUAUAACCUACCAACACCGUUCCGAAAGAUACACAAACUGCUUCUAGUGACUCACGGAGCUAUUAUAUAUUUUUUGGUGGAAAAUCAAAAAGCUGAUGGGAUUUGUUUUAUGCAAGCUGUAAUGUGGCUUUUGUCAUUUGUCGGGAUCCAUGAGUUUUGGAGUAUUUAUAGGACUGAUUUGAGAUUAUGUCAAAAUUUUGCCAAAGAUAAUUAUCCAAUUCUAGUUAUUGAUUACAAUGGAAAGUUGCAUGUUGCGGAGCGCCUUGUAGAUCUGAAAGAUCGACCGACUCAGGGUACUCAGAAUUUUAUUGAUCGUCUAUUCGCCAGAACUUCCGCUUCCACACCUGCCCGGCUCCCAGUCGCUCCUGAAGCUCCACCAGCGCAGGAUACUCAGAAUCUGGUAAGACAGCAACUCAGACUAGAAUGCAAUAUAUGCUUGGAGGACUACAGUAAGACAAGAGUUCCCAGAAUCCUCAAGGAAUGUGGACACUCGAUUUGUGAUGUGUGUGUUGGUCGGCUGCAGAACAUCGUGGAUAACUUUUUAUUUGUGAUUUGUCCGACCUGUCAGAGAAGCACAUAUACGAUUGGGUCCGAGUUACCAAAGAAUUAUGCGCUAAUUGAAUUGAUGGAGAAGUUGGGGCACUGA
Messenger RNA from Caenorhabditis remanei, 1392 nucleotides. RefSeq lists its product as uncharacterized. The record is from RefSeq and is a predicted model, not a curated record. Lineage: Eukaryota; Metazoa; Nematoda; Chromadorea; Rhabditida; Rhabditidae. The coding region runs from base 1 to 1392 and encodes 463 amino acids. The transcript is spliced from 7 exons.